AUGAAGCCCGCGCUGACCCGCACCAGCAAGGCCAUGUGUCUCAUGACGGACGACGAUCCACUGCGCAAGCUGUACAGGGAGACGGUGGGGAGCGAGUUCGACAACAUGGCGACACUAAUGGCCGCGGAAGGCCUGCAGACCGCACGUGUGUUGGUGCACACCGCAGUGGCCAUCCUUAGCACGAAAGGGGGGUACUUGGUGCCAAAGGCGAUGUUCGUGAAAGCAAGCCCGAAGGAGAACUGGUUCACCGACAUUGCAAUCCCGGGAGAGAGGGAGGAGGAGGAGGAGGAGGAGGAGUGGUGUGCCCCGCGGGAAGGGUUUGCGCUGUCGUUCCUGGGGCAAUGGCGGAAGGAAAACGCGGCGGAGAUCGGGUACCGCGUGGCGGAGCCCGCAUCGGCGCGCUUCGGAGGGGGAGCGGCGGGGGGAGCGGCGCAGGAGGGGGGGAGUGACGUCAGCGAGGCGGCGGGGGUGGAGAUCAAGGAGCUAGACGCGUUCGCAGUGGUUCAGGUGAUUGGGUCCAAGACGGGGAGGAGUAGAAUCGUUGCAGUGAAACCCAUCGUUCAAGCUUCGCCUCCCUUUCCUCCCCAUCCUUCCCCUCCUCGUCGUCCCCACCCCUUUCCCCCCCUCUUCCCACCCUCCAUUUCCCCUGCUGCUCUACCUCCCCCCCCUCCUCUCCCCUUCCCUCACCCCCCUCUCUUUCCCCUCUCCCCCCCGUCUUUCCCCCAGCCAAUCACAGCAAUCAACCACACUGCCUUUAUCCACCGAUUAGCACUCCUCCAUCGGCUCCCCCCUGUGUCCCCUCCAUUUCCUCCUUUCCAGCUCUCCCCCCACCUACCCCGCUCUCCCCCCCCCCCCCCCCCCCGCCAGCCUUCCUGUCCCCUCCCCAUCCCCUUCCGCCACCAUCGCUCUGAGACAUUCUUUUUUUUUCCUGACUCUGUCACCGUGGGGUCGCACCAGUUCAAGGUGACGCCAGGAGACGCCAUCUACGUGGAGAAGCUCAACUUCGCCCAUGUCAACGACGUGAUUCAUUUGGAGAAGGUGCUUCUGAUUGGCUCUCCUUCCGAAUCUCUUAUUGGUCGGCCCACUCUCCCAGGCGCCUUUGUUUCAGCCCUUGUGGAGGAGCAUGCCCUUGACGCCAAGGUGAUAGUGUUCAAGAAGAAGAGGAGAAAGAACUACCGCCGCACCAAUGGUCACCGACAGGAGUUGACUCGGCUUCGAAUUCUUGAAAUAGCUGGCAUGGAUGCUGCCGAGGAGAGGGCAAUUGAAGCAGUAGCAUGA
Molecule: messenger RNA, 1278 nt
Organism: Closterium sp. Naga37s-1
Lineage: Eukaryota; Viridiplantae; Streptophyta; Zygnematophyceae; Desmidiales; Closteriaceae
Source: the annotation of a GenBank genome assembly